CAUACUUGGGAUGCCCAACGCCACRUCUGCAUGAGCGUUGGAGAGGCUGGGAUCUGGRAUGCAUUGAUUGCUAAAGAUGUGAAAAUGGCGGAGUUACAAAUGCUUUUGGAAGAGGAGAUUCCAGCUGGACGUAGUGCUUUAUUAGAUAGUUUUACCAAUUUGGAAAGAGUUGCCGAGUAUUGCGAAAGCAACUAUGUUCAGUCACCAGAUAAGCACAGAGCGUUGGAGGAGACUAAGAACUACACCACCCAGUCCCUGGCCAGCGUAGCUUACCUGAUCAACACCUUGGCCAACAAUGUCCUGCAGAUGCUUGACAUUCAAGCCUCCCAGCUCCGCCGCAUGGAGUCCUCCAUCAACCACAUCUCACAGACAGUGGACAUCCACAAAGAGAAAGUGGCCAGGCGGGAGAUUGGCAUCCUGACCACCAAUAAGAACACCUCUCGCACACAUAAGAUCAUUGCUCCGGCCAAUCCAGAGAGGCCGGUGCGCUACAUCCGCAAGCCAAUUGACUACAGCCUGCUGGAUGACAUGGGCCAUGGAGUCAAGUGGUUGCUAAGGUUUAAGGCCAGUGCUCAGAACAUGAAGGCCGGAGCCGCAGGUCUCCCUCGCACCAACCCACCCACACAGAAGCCGCCCAGCCCACCCAUGUCAGGGAAGGGAACCAUUGG
Salvelinus sp. IW2-2015 is the source of this 668-nucleotide messenger RNA. RefSeq names its product abl interactor 2. Gene Ontology annotation, biological process: neuron migration. Gene Ontology annotation, cellular component: SCAR complex; lamellipodium; actin-based cell projection. The record is from RefSeq and is a predicted model, not a curated record. Lineage: Eukaryota; Metazoa; Chordata; Actinopteri; Salmoniformes; Salmonidae. Gene Ontology annotation, molecular function: SH3 domain binding; signaling adaptor activity.